AGCUCCUGAGCAUUCACCAGCUGAGAUGUCCUGCCAGCAGAGCCAGCAGCAGUGCCAGCCCCCUCCCAAGUGCGCCCCCAAGUGCCCUCCCAAGUGCCAGACCCCAAAGUGCCCCCCUAAGUGUCCCCCUAAGUGCCCCCCUAAGUGUCCCCCUGUGUCUUCCUGCUGCAGCCUGGGGUCUGGUGGCUGUGGCUCCAGCUCUGGUGGCUGCUGUGGCUCCAGCUCUGGUGGCUGCUGUGGUUCCAGCUCUGGAGGCUGCUGCAGCUCUGGGGGUGGUGGCUGCUGCCUGAGCCACCACAGGCCCCGCAGAUCUCUUCGUCGCCAUCGUCACAGCUCUGGAUGCUGUAGCAGUGGUGGCAGCAGUAGCUGCUGUGGCAGCAGCGGGGGCAGCAGUGGCUGCUGUGGCAGCAGUGGUGGCAGCAGUGGAUGCUGUGGCAGCAGCGGUGGCAGCAGUGGAUGCUGUGGUGGCAGCAGCGGGGGCAGCAGCCAGCAGUCUAGUGGCUGCUGCUGA
Messenger RNA from Phodopus roborovskii (desert hamster), 511 nucleotides. RefSeq names its product late cornified envelope protein 1C. The record is from RefSeq and is a predicted model, not a curated record. Bases 26 to 511 code for a protein of 161 amino acids. NCBI's taxonomy places the organism in Eukaryota, Metazoa, Chordata, Mammalia, Rodentia, Cricetidae. The transcript has a single exon.